Molecule: messenger RNA, 825 nt
Organism: Arctia plantaginis
Lineage: Eukaryota; Metazoa; Arthropoda; Insecta; Lepidoptera; Erebidae
Source: the annotation of a GenBank genome assembly
AUGCAGAAGAAUACGGGAGCGCUGGCAGUAGACAAGGCACUCUCAAAACUGGACAUGAUGAUGCCCUCCCCUAAUAUAGGAGCUUUGGCAAACCACUCCAUGAGCCAGCCAACGACAUCGUCUAUCAAUAAUUCUCAGACACGCAAGCAUGAUAAGAAUAAACAACAUUCACAGAAAUCUGCUAACAAGCCAAAAUCAUCCACAUCACAACUUACAUAUAAACAACAAUCUGGCAAACAAAAAUCGUCCCCGUCACAACCACAAUACAAACGACAAUCAUUUACAUCUAAACAUCAAGAACCAUCCACAUCACAUCAGUCACGCAAAGAACUAUCAACUUCGAAUUCAUCGCAGAAACGUUCAUCCUCGUCACAUCAAUCACUGCACAAGCCGAAGGAAUUCCCUAUCAUUGAGGCAACAGCAUCAUCUUCAAUAACGCAAACUUUAGAGACGUCUAAAGUUAUGGAAAGAAUAAAUUCCAUGCAUAAAAUGCUGACAGGAUUACUUAAUAAACAGGCGCCCAAGGCCAGAACUCGUCCUGACUGCCUGCCGUUUAAAACGACGGCGGAUAUCCUUGAGUUUAAUUAUGCCACUGACGAGGAUUAUACCGCCUUUGUAGACUAUCUAUCCUACCUAGGUGGUGUGAACGCCACUGAUGCAGAAGCUAAAUAUUUUAAGAGCUGCAUCGACAUAGACGAGGACAUCUUCCACAAUGUUACCUGGAGCAGCUCGAGCAAGGAACGGCCUGGUAUGGUGGCCUUAAAAAUACCAAUUUCGCGAAAGCUUGCCAAGAUGCAAUGCCUCAGGAUAAGUUCUCCUUCCUAA